Messenger RNA from Ctenopharyngodon idella (grass carp), 3359 nucleotides. RefSeq names its product LHFPL tetraspan subfamily member 4b (gene lhfpl4b). NCBI's taxonomy places the organism in Eukaryota, Metazoa, Chordata, Actinopteri, Cypriniformes, Xenocyprididae. Gene Ontology annotation, biological process: sensory perception of sound. Gene Ontology annotation, cellular component: plasma membrane. The record is from RefSeq and is a predicted model, not a curated record.
GCAAAAAACCCACAAAAAAUAUUUAUUAUUAUAGAAGUAUUACAUAUUAUUACGAAUUUAUACAUUAUAGUGUGUUGUAAUUUUCUUUUUAAUUUUUUAUAAUAAUAUAUAUAGUUCACUAUAUAUAUAGAGCACUAUAGUUCAUUUAUGUAAGUGAGGAUAGCAAAAUAAAGCAAACUGUGACAUAUUAUACCCAAAAAUUCUUCAUACAGUGGACUACCAGUAAAAUUGAUAAAAAUUUGGAACCAAAAAUCAUUCAGAUACUUUGACCUGACCAUGUUUUGCUUAAGUGUUAUCUGACAUAAUUAAGAUUAAUUUUUUCUGACACAGUUUAACUCUGAGAUCUUGUCGUAUUUUAUUACCAUUUUUUUAAACUAUAGUGAAUAAACUGUAUUAAUGAAUGAAAUGUUCAAGGUGUCUGAAUAAAAUUUGGUUUGACUGUAUGUCCCCUGACAGAUCAUGCUGUCAGUGAAUCUGCUGAAUGAUACACAGAUGAGCUUCUUCCUUUGACCAUUCAAACAUUUAUUUCUCUGCUGCUGUCUUUCUGCUGCGUUAUUUAUCUUGCACUCAUCUGAAAUGCAUCACUUCUGCACCAUGUAUUAUUCUCUCACUUCCUCUUUCUUCUCUGCAUGGAAUAUAACGCUUUUAGGAUCGAUAAGCUGUAACCCUCUUCCCCCUACAGGGAUUGACAGAUAAUUUCAUUUUCUCAUUGUGCAUCAUUGGAUUGCAUUGCUUUUGCCUUUGCGUGUGUGUGUGUGUGUGUGUGUACAUGCAGAGACCCUCCUCCCAAUCAGAAUGUCCCUGCGCUCCCCCUCCCCUCUCCCACUCUCCUCUCCCUCCAUAUGUGCGAGGAAGAUGGUUGCAACCAGCGUGGGCCUGUUUUUAAUGUCGCACAUCCUGCCAUGAUCCCACCGGGAGCAAGAGGAGGAGAAGAAUAAUUCCAUUCAGUUCCUGUUGUGAGAGGAAGAGACCUGGAAUCAUCCAGAGCAGAGAGAACAGAAGUUAUUACUCCAGCUGUCUCCAGCAUGCAGCAUCACUCGUCUGAGGUGGCCCGUCUGUAUCAGACCGAGUUCAUCCGGAGCGCCCGGGCGGUGGGCGUGCUGUGGGCCAUCUGCACGCUCUGCUUUGCUGUUAUCGAGGUGGUCAUUCUCAUCCAGCCAUCCUGGGUGGGCCACGAGAGCUGCACUACCGCGGAGGGGGACCUGGCCCCUCCGACCGGGACACUCGGCCUCUUCGAAGUCUGCGUGGAGACUGAUUGGCCCGUCCCAGACUGCCGGGGGUCUCUUCACACCCUGACCCCGCUCCCUGCCUUCCAGUCUCCCGCUGUGCUGGUGUGCAUGUCUCUCACCAUGGUGUGGGCCAGUGUGGGCUGCCUGUGUCUGUUCAGGUUCUGCAACGCAGCAACGGUCUAUAAGAUAUGCGCUUGGCUGCAGCUCACAGCAGGCUUCUGUUUGGCCCUGGCAUGCGUGUUGUUCCCAGACUCCUGGGCGUGUGCUGAGAUGCGGGCGCUGUGCGGGGAGCGUGUGAGUAGUUUCUCCCCAGGGAACUGCUCCGUGCACUGGGCGUACAUACUGGCCAUGCUGGGGGUCCUAGAUGCCGGCAUACUGUCCAUGUUGGCUUUUGUACUAGGGAAUCGCCAAGAUGCCCUGCUGCCAGAAGAUGCCAAGGAUGGUGAUGUGACUGGCUUGUUACUGGCAGCAUAAAAGAGGCCUGAGCUGUUCUCAACAGUCAGAAACUGCUGGUGGCUGUUUCAUCACGUCGUCUGUGAACUUCACUCUCGACAAAUAAUGAUGGCAUAAAACGUGUGAAGAGAUGCUUCUCUCUUCCCCCUCAGCAUGAUGUCAUCAUCCUGUGAAGUCAGCUUACAUAACCUGUCUGCGUAGAAACAGUCACCUGGCAACAGUAUCCGAGUCCUUUCUACCCUGACGGAGGAACAUUAGUCUGAUCUUAUAAUGGUGGCUCUAAAUAGAGAAGAGGAAAGGUUAUGUUCUUUAGUGCAUUUCUAUUAGAGUUAUAGUCCAGGUCUCUGUGACCUCGUGCGAUGCACAAACAGAUCAAGUGAAUGUGGUUUCCAAUUAAAUGAUGUUUGAUGUUUGGUUCUGUGUUCUGGACAUUUCUUGUGCAUGAAUUUAAGAUGAGAUCUGAAGAUGAAUAGUCAUAGUUUCAGUAUUAAAAUUCUGUAAAAUCUGUUUAAUUGUUGACCUGUUUAUUUUCUUAAUGCAUGCUUCUGGUCUGUGUCUAUAUAUAUAUAUAUAUAUAUAUAUAUAUAAUAUAUACACACACGCACAGUACCGGUCAAUGGUUUGGAAACAUAUUACAGCAUUAUGAGAAUGAUUUCUGAAGGAUCAUAAAGACUAGAGUAAUGGCUGAUGACAAUUUAGCUUUGCAUCACAGAAAUAAAUUAUAUUUUAAAGUAUAUUAAAAUAGAAAACCAUUAUUUUAAAUUGUAAUAAUAUUUCACAAUUUUACAGUUUUUUUCUGUAUUUUUGAUCAAAUAAAUGCAGUCUUGAUGAGCAGAAGAGACUUUUUUUCAAAAACCAAUUUCAUUAAGAUCCAGUCCACUCACUUUGUACAGUCCAGUCAACAAAUAAUGGAUAAAAUCAAGUCCCACCCUACAUAUAUUUUUUUAUUCUAUAGCUGUUUCACAUGGAAAUGUCACGAUAUGGUAGUAAAGUCAAAUACAACUUAUACAACAUGCUGACUUUAUAACUGCACGUCGCUGUGUUGUAUUGUGAGUCGUCUUCACCUAUGGUUUAUAUUUAACAAGUCCUUGUCUUAGUCGUGACUGUUGUUCUUAUGUGAUUUUAUGAAGCCAAUGCAUUAAUUGUUAAAUGUGAUGUCAUUUCUAAUCCAGUUUAAAAGCAAUGCAAGGUUCUAAACAAACUUUUGGUGUUCACAUACAUUUUAUUAGCACAUACAGUGAUUUUUGUUGUUUGACAAAACUUGCAGUGCAGAGAUAUGUAUUUUUGUACAAGAUUUUAUGACUGCACGAAAAGCAUUUAUAUACUCAGAGUCACGAUUUCCUUCACAAAUAGUCAGAUUACAAACCCAGAGGGCAGGAAGUUGGGACAGUGAUUAGUUAGUAUCAGACAGAGUAUCUCAAAGCCAAGUCAAGGAGGACAAAAUAACAUUUUAUCAAGCUUGGAUAGGAUGCAAAUGACAUUAAGAAGAUGGCACACCACUUUAACAGCCAAUCAGAGAAAAAGAGGACAGGAAACUCACUGUUUGACAUUUAGACGGGCUCUUUUUGAGUCUAAACUCACGUAGUGCUGCUUAUUACUGUGUAAAGCAGCAGAUCUGAUGUGUUGUGCUGUUUAAACCUGUACCAGAUAUCUUCUGCAAUAAAUAUAAUUCAGAGA